This is a messenger RNA of Aspergillus costaricaensis CBS 115574, 719 nucleotides long. RefSeq lists its product as uncharacterized. The coding region runs from base 190 to 648 and encodes 152 amino acids. NCBI's taxonomy places the organism in Eukaryota, Fungi, Ascomycota, Eurotiomycetes, Eurotiales, Aspergillaceae. The transcript has a single exon. The record is from RefSeq and is a predicted model, not a curated record.
ACAGUGAAUGCACUGCUGCCUCACUCAAAUCAUCUGGUCAAAGAACGCUCGACCAACAAGAGAACCCUCUUCCACUUCGCAGCCAUUAUUCUCUCACUACUACCAAACCUCCCACUACCAUAAACAUCCUCUCACUACUAUCGAACCUCUUAUAACUACUCCUUACUACUGAAAUUACCCUGCCUUAAAAUGGACGAAUCACCCCCCGACUUCUACGACGUCUACCUCACCGAGCAGCACGGCGUGCGCAACCACCUGGCCAUCUUCAUCGAAACCAUCCCCGACGCGGAACCCUUCUGCAACAGCGGUCGGCUCUACCAUGUGGUGGGCACCAUCUUGCGUGGCAUGGACUACGGCCAUCGCAACACCCCCGAUCCCGAACUGCUGCCCGGUUAUGUGAUGGACUCGAAGCGCAAGAUUGCCGUGAUCGCCAGAGACGACGUGAUCCGAUUCGAGCGGGAAUGUGCCGAGGAAAUCCCACCUCCCCCAGCUCAAUUGACCCUCAGUGGGAAGCCUUUGAACCGGGCCGUGCCUUUGUAUCGCUGCACCGACUGGGUGGAGGACGUGGUGCAUUUGGCCUUGGAACUGGGCAUCUUCAAGAGAGAUGGGAAGGAAGGCGAGUUAUACUUUGGAACGGAAGAAGAUUGACCAAAGGAGACUAGGAGGGUAUCUAAUCCAAUUGUGUUGGGUGGAAUGGAAUGCAAUAAUACAAUUGGGGA